Molecule: messenger RNA, 861 nt
Organism: Adineta ricciae
Lineage: Eukaryota; Metazoa; Rotifera; Eurotatoria; Adinetida; Adinetidae
Source: the annotation of a GenBank genome assembly
AUGGCGACGUCGGCGAGUUAUUCGUUUAACAUCAAUUUAUUAAAUUCUGACGAACAGAAAAAAUUUCAAACGGUUUACAAUGAUUUAAAGUCUCGUCAUGAAACUUAUUUCGACUACAAGCGAAACUUGCUAGGCAAAGAAAAAUUUCACGAAGAAGAAGAGGAAAAUGAAUGGCGCUACGAAAUACAUCGACAUCUUCGUGCGCGAAAAUGGAAUGUAUCCAAUACAAACAAAUCUCUUCUCGAAAUGAUUCAAUGGCGAAUCGAUAAUCAAGUCGACUCUAUCCUUGACGAUCCGUCUGUUCAACAACGAAUGAAUUAUUUUCGAAAAUGUAUACCCAGUGCUUUCCAUGGUUAUACUAAAGCUCAACGCCCAUUAUACGUCGAACAAACCGGUCGCAUAAACGUCGAUGACAUCAUGAUCAACUUCACACAUGAUGAGUUGAUUCAAUGUCAUAUCUAUUGGUUCGAAUACAGCUGCCGAUUAGCUCGUGAACAUAGUCGACACCUCGGACAACAUGUCGAAAGCAUCGCAGGGAUAUACGACCUACACGGAAUGAAAAUGGAUGUACGCAAGUUAUUGAAUACGUGCAAACAAUGUCUGUAUAUCGAUGAUAAUUAUUAUCCUGAACGUUUAGGACAGCUGUUUGUUGUUAAUCCGCCGGCAGUAUUUCCUGCAUUGUGGAAUUUAGUUAAGCAUUUUAUUGACCCGGUAACGAAAAGGAAAAUAAUGAUUUUGAAAAAAGGAAACGAAACAACAACGAAUUUGUUACAACAUGUCGACUCAAAUCAACUGCCAAGUGAAUAUGGCGGAACAUGCCGGUCAUGUGCAACGGCGCCAAACUGUCUUUCGGUUUCUUGA